Molecule: messenger RNA, 2735 nt
Organism: Scatophagus argus
Lineage: Eukaryota; Metazoa; Chordata; Actinopteri; Scatophagidae
Product: calcium homeostasis modulator protein 6
Exons: 2
Coding region: 1061-1678 (205 amino acids)
Molecular function (GO): monoatomic cation channel activity
Source: RefSeq, a predicted model, not a curated record
GAUUUCCUCACUCUUCUCAAUACCUCUUGCAAUAUUAAUGUUGAUUUAAACUGUCGGGUCCUUUAUCACCAGUAGUCACCAGUAGUAGAUUUCUUCCCAAACUAUGCACCACAAAGGACAUUUAUUUUUACAAUCCAUAUUCGAUUAGUUACAUUUGAAAACUUGAAAUGGUUAUGUAGAUGAACUGAGAGCAAUCCGCUCGCGGUUUUAACCAGGCACAUCUUUCCAAGCCUAUUUCACAGUGCCUAAAUACAUUCUCCUGUCAGGUUUUAAUGUGAGGAGAUUAUGGUGGUGCUCUUGAGCUCACUGAGGUCAUUUAUAAAUUAUGUCAUCACAUCAGUGGCCUUGGUGUUCUCAAGCUGUAUGUACCACAUCCCCUUGAAAGUCCAACAUGGCCCCCUGUAAUCCUCUCUAUCCUUAAUCUGCGCUGCUACACGGGCGACCUCAUGUGGCCGGUUGAUUUAAAUUGAAGCGUCAUCAGGCAUCUCGCUUUUUUUUUUUUUUAAACAAUUGUACAAAAAUACAACAAAUGAACUAAAACCACCAGAGCACUCUGUACAUUUAAAAUGAGGCUUGCAAUUUUAUGUGGUAAAUUCAAUGGUCUUUCUAUAGCUGAUUGUAAUAGUUAAUUUUAACAUUUCUCUCUUUUGUUUAGUUGUAGUGAAAAUUUGGGCCUGGAACUUUUGUCUUCAACGUACGUGAUUGCCCUUUGAUUUAUGCCUUCACAUCUAUGCAUGUUUUUUUUUUCUGGACUAUUGCAAAUGGCCACUCCGUGCUCAACUGCAGAACAAACUUCCCUCCACUUUACAGCCCUCCCUCCAGUUUGUCCAUGGGAGACCACAUUUAAAAUGUAACCCCACCUGAAACCUCACACAGACCAAUCAACUAGAGCAGUGUCAGAGUAGACGGCACACCCUCUUUUGUUCAAAACCAAUCAGAGUGGAAGUGUGGCAUUUUGCCAUUAAUUACGCAUCACUUAGCUGUUGCCAAUGUGUUCACAACGGUGGACCCUCUUUUGGGCUUUUUACAGCGAUUGUCUUCAUUUUUCGGUCAUUCUAGUAUGGAAAGUAGACAACAAUGGCUUACCAGGCUGAAAAAUGAACUUAGCAACAGUCCUCUGGUAUCAAAUGUGGCUUUUGGCUUUAUCCUCAUGGGACUAGAGAAGCUGGUGGAGCUAGAAUUUGAGUGUCCUUGCAGCCCUACAUGGAACGGAGUGUUUUCAUCAGCAUUCUUCAUCAUUCCUGCUGUCAUGGCGUUCACCUUGAUGCUGAUCAUUCAAGGAUGCAGAUGUGAUACGUGGUGCAGGAAAACUGUUUCCUUCUCCAGUUUUGUUCCUGCUAUCGUGUGGCUGAUUUUGUUGUUCCUGGAUGGCCAAUACUUUGCUUGUGCUAUGACAGACUGGGAGGGUAGAUUUGUACUAGUUGACAAGGCAGCUCCGCAGAAGUGGUGUGAGCCAAUUAGUGAGGGAGAUGUCACCCCACAAGAACUAAUGCUCCGCUCACAGCAGCUGUUUGUUUUUUCUCAGGUUGUAGGCAUAGCCCUCCUCAUUUUCAUCUGUGUGGGUCUCGUAGUGUAUGUAAUCAGAGAAAGCUGCCAGCAAGAGGUGGAAAUGCAGGAUGCAGAUGUAGCUGAGCUCACUGUACUUAGGAUGAGCUCUCUACGGACCAGGACAUCUUGAGAGGACUUAGACCGCCCACCGCGCCUGCCCUGCUGAGAAGGACACUUUGUAAAUACGUUGAACAGACUUUUAUCAUGAGUUUUAUAACUGUUCUCAAUAAGUGCCAUUUGAAAAUAUAUUGUUUUAUACAAUUUGGACAAUAGGUCUUCAGUGGUCAGUGACACUGGCGUAUAAAGUUGCCUUAAUUAUGGAUAUAGUGAAAAACUGUGUUUCUGUUUUUUUUUCUGUGUUAACAGUGAAUAUGUAUCCCAUGUUGUGCUUGCAUUCCUCUCAUACUUCAGUGCAACGACUUGUUGGUAUUUACUGAUCUUUUAAGGAAUAGUUUGAUAGUUUUGGGAAAUAUUCUUAUUUGCUUUUUGCCAAGAGUUAGAUGACAAAAGUGGCAACACUGUCAUGUCUGUCCAAAAAAUAUGAAGCUAUAUCCAAUGGCAGGCUAGCUUUGCUUAGCAUUAAGACUUAAAAUAGGAGGAAAUGGCUAGCUUGGCUCUGUCCACAGGUUACAAAAUAGUGGACAUGUAUUGUCAACCAGCAUCUCCGAGAAACUCGGUCAGUCCUGCUGUCUUACUUAAACUUUUUAUACAUUGAACAUAGCAUUUUAUUUUUGUAACUUGGACGUUUUUUGCGCCUUUUGUAUUAGCUUUAUUGAUACAAGUGGAAUCUACCAGGCAGCUAAUAUUGAUCUGACUAAUAUUAGUUGACUUGUACUGUUGUUUGAGUGUGUGCAUGCCAAAAAUGAAAAAUGUUCCAUCAGUGUUUCAUCAAAUUUCAUUUUCACAUAUUUUUUGUUCAAACUUGAGUCGCAUCUGUCUUCAGAUUUUUCAGAUUUAUGUAGUGUUGUCCAAUGCUACCUAACAGCAAUGAUUCAGACUAAACUGAUAUUCCUUAUGAUUUACCUGUUUGACAGCUAGAGAUGUAAAAUCAUGUACAUAAUGUUUUGUAUUAUGGCUGCAACCAGCCAGUAGUAGGAUAUAGAUACAAAUUCUGUAACAGUACUUACAGAAUGUUUUUUUUUAUUAUUAUUAUUUUGUAAUAAAAGAAUUUAUUUAUUGAAGUAAAA